This is a messenger RNA of Exserohilum turcica Et28A, 549 nucleotides long. RefSeq lists its product as uncharacterized. NCBI's taxonomy places the organism in Eukaryota, Fungi, Ascomycota, Dothideomycetes, Pleosporales, Pleosporaceae. The coding region runs from base 1 to 549 and encodes 182 amino acids. The transcript has a single exon. The record is from RefSeq and is a predicted model, not a curated record.
AUGCGUGCAAAAACGCAUGAUCACGAAACUACGGAUUGGUUCGCAUCGUAUGACUGCUGGCUUUACGACAUCGACUACUCUCUAUGGCUACAUCAGAAAGAUAUAGCAGUAUUGCGUGGAAAUAUCCAUAAGAUGCGAAGCGCACUACCCACUAAUGCUGGAGACUACCUGCGCAAAGACGACAAUCAGACCUUGCACGCCGAGAUGGACGACACUCUGGAUCAGGACGGUUCUCAGGCGCAAGCGCUAGACUUGGCCAAGAGUCCUAGGUUGAACAGCUUCCUUAGCGAACUGACGGAGGCCUCCAAUAGGAAUAUUGACGAGAUCACAGUACAUACUAUAGAGCGUGAGCGUUCUACAGCUAGUGACUCAAAUGUUUCUGAUACACAUGUCAAGGCAAGUGGAGUAGAAGGCGAUAGAGCUUCCCCCCAGAAAUUGGAGUCUGCAAUACGUAUGGGCCUGGCCGAAAGAAGUGGACUGGCUAAGAAGGGUUUAUUGAAGCAGCGGAUUGGGCAUCGGAGAAGUCCAAGGCGCCAUAGGCAGAUAUAA